AUGAGCUGCCGCCUCUUGGACGUCAACUUGAUCAUCAUCGGUGAUGGGCCCGAAGCUGAGGUCCUGCUCCAGAGGCGCCUGCAGGCUGGCGGGAGGGCAUGCCUCCUCUACACCAGCCGUCGGCCCCAGCUACCCCAGUUCCGAUGGAGGGGUGAUCGAACAGAAAACAAGGAGGAACCGGAGGUCGAGGAGGACGCUGAUACAGAGCCCAUGUUUGAAGAGGAGACGUUCAUUUGGCAGCCCCCACGUUGUGACCAGCGAGAGCCUUGUGCGGCCGUGCGCCGUCUCAGGCGACGCUUCCACUGCGCUCAGAUUGGCCUGAUCCGCAUCGGUCCGGACAUCAUCGAGUUGGAGGCAGAGCAAAGAUACGAGCUGAUAAAGGACCGCAAAGGCAACCCCACGGGCGUGCGAGUGUUCAGAGCGGAGGCCAACAUCGAUGGCGACGUGGAAGGCAACGUGGUGUGGCAAGUGAGCGGAGCCGUAGUGCUAGCCGACGCGGUGGCCACGGACAUCAGCGAGAACUCAUGGCCGAGUCUAGGAAGAACCAGAGCCUGGGCGCAAGGCGUUGACGUGCAGGUGCAUUGGCAGGAUGCAAAGCCUGUGAUGAUUUCGCACCAUGGACCAGUGCUGAGCUCCGCCAUUUGGUUCAUCGGCUGCAUGGUCCUCUUCUACGUUCCCUCGGCAUAUUUCGAGCCGAAACUCGAACCUGGACACUUUGCAUGGUGGCGACUCUUGGCCCCUCUAAUCCUUAUGGUGCUGCCGCUUCAGAUGCACCCAAUGCUUGCAAGGGCUGCUUUGGGCUUCCGCCCCGCGAGACGAGUUGCUCUCCCUGUUCAAGCCGUUGCAGUGGCGGUCUACUUUUUAGGCCAAAUUCCGCCCAUGUACGUGCUGGGAGGCUACUACCAUCUCCCAUAUUUCGCGGGGUGGAUUCUUGUCAUGGAGAUUUGGGUGGCAUUGGAGCUGUACCUCAUGUACUGCUUGCACCGGGACAAGAAUUCGGCGAUCGAGCCUUGCAAGCACCCGGGUGUGAAACACAGGGAUUUCAAGAGACAAGUGCUUUGGACUUUGAUGCUGAGCUGGUCGCGGACUGUGAUUCAGAUUACCAUGUGGCUCAUCACCCUCAUCUACGGCUACGUGGAGCCUCUGAAUAGCUACGUAGCAGGACUAUGGCUGAUAGCAAGCACGGCCGCAGCCGAACUCGUGCUCGUUGGCACCACGCAAGUGCUGUACGACCGUAUGGUCUGGCGUCCAAGGGUGGACCCCACCUCUGAGGUAGCUGUACAGGGUGACCAGAUGGAAAGCCCCAGCUGCCUGAUUGGGUUCGCCCACGGCAUCUGCGAGUCCGUGCGGCUUACGAACCUGUUGGCAGCGGCCGUCUAUAGCAGCUCUUGGCAGUGGAGUUGGCUCGGCACCAUUGCCAUGACUUUUGUGGGGAAUAUUGUCCAGCGCCAGGGGAUUCACACGUAUCUAGCCCUGCUGGUGCUGCCGAAGCGCUUCUGGAAACUGAUCCGGCCUAGCUGCGUGAUGUUCAUGCACCGGCAUGCUAGGUUUUACUGCGGGUACUACCGUUUCUUGGGUGUCCUUGGUUUCAUUGCAGUCAAUGCAACUGCGCGAGAGGUGAUGCCGGAAAGGCCCCGGGAGCUGCUCUUUAAUGGGCAAACGCUUGCAUUGGCCUUCGUGCUUUUCAUGAUGGAAGUUUUGGAGGACAUCGUUGUGGGUUUCAACAUACUUCCUGUGGACCCGUGGAGGGACCGCAUGAAACACCUCUACGAAGAGCUUCAUCCACUUCACAUGAAACAGCUUCUGUGCAAGGACUCCCGUGGACUCUCCAGCGACUUGCCGCCCCUGCGCUUGCAUGGCGCUCGCUAUCUUAGCACCGGCGUGAGUCGCCUGCUGAUAGACACAGGCGCGCUGAAGUUCAUGAUGUUCUUGUGGGUCCGAUUAGGCAUCGGCUACACCUUCGGCAUCUGUCCUGAGCCGAUUCCACCCGGUCUACGGGUUCUUGACGCAAUAGCCUGGACGACCCCAUGGCGUUGCAGCUGA
Molecule: messenger RNA, 2043 nt
Organism: Symbiodinium natans
Lineage: Eukaryota; Dinophyceae; Suessiales; Symbiodiniaceae
Source: the annotation of a GenBank genome assembly